AAAUGCACGUGUUUAUAUAGUAGCCAUUUUCAAUCAUCAAUUCGCUGUGAGUGAUGAAAGUUUGCUGCUUCCAUUUCGACAGCUUUCACAGCUGGGGCAUCAGCUUUAAAUCCUCCUUCAGCUCCAACAUGCCAACAACAAACAUUUUAAGACACUCAUUUAUAGUGUUUUCAGGUGUACUUUUUAGUUCAAACUAGCGAAUUUCUCUAAAUACGCGAGCCCACCCUUUCCCCUUAUCUAAAACGUAACUAAACUGAACUCACUCUUGUGUCUCCAUUUACUGUAUUCAUAGGCGAUGAAUUUACAGCUCUUUUAUUUUGAAGGUAAAUUCGACAAUUUCCUGAUGAUCUCGUCUCGAGUCUGCGCAGUAGAAACGGAUUAGAACCGGACUCACUUGACGUUUCACGGAGUCUUGGAAGAGAAGUGCUUAUUUUUCCUUUCACUUUUGACUUCUCCGGCAGCACUUCAUUGUAGAGCACAAUGGCUGAUUUAGUGACUUCAGAAGAGCAGAAAUUCUGCUUCCGCGAGAUCCUCGACACUUUCAGGUUGUGUCUCUCACCGAAUAAGGAAGUCUAUCUUGAACAUUAUGUCGCUGGAUGGCGUGGACUUAUAAAGUUCCUGAACUGCUUGGGCAGCGUCUUUAGCUUCAUUUCUAACGAUGCUGCCAGUAAGGUCCAGAUCCUGGUGAACCACCUGAACAGUGAGAACGGCUCUCAGUACGCCACUGUGCAGUCGAUGGUCAAAUACGAGCUGGAGGCUAAACUUGUGGAUUUGACCGAGACAGACAAGUACCCGGAGUCAGGCUGCCGCACUCUGCUGAGGCUCCACCGCGCACUGAGGUGGCUGGAGCUGUUCUUGGAGCGCCUCCGCACGAGUACGGAGGACAGCAAAACGUCUGUCAUGUGCUCAGAGGCCUACAAUGAGUCUCUCACCCAGCAUCACCCGUUGGUGAUUAGUAAGGCAGCAGGCACGGCGUUCUGCAUGCUCCCUGGACGGCCUGCUUUCUUUGAAGUCAUGAAUGUCGGCUCUCCUGAGCAGGUCGUGGUUGUGCUGGGUGAGGCUCUGCCUCUCAUCUCUGAGGUGUAUCAGAUCACAGAGGACCUGUACGCUCGUCACAAACUGCUCGACUUGCCAUAGAGAGAAACAAGUGCUGUUAUCACCUUUACCAAUAAUUGUUUGCAACUUUUUUACGGACUGUUGAGCCAGCUGCUACUACUGUUUGUCAAAGAGUUGUGUGUUAUAACUAAGUGUAAUUUUCCUGACUCUGAAUCUACUGUACUGUUUAAAUAUAAAAGGCUAUGUGUUUGUUUAUGGCA
Molecule: messenger RNA, 1316 nt
Organism: Mugil cephalus (flathead mullet)
Lineage: Eukaryota; Metazoa; Chordata; Actinopteri; Mugiliformes; Mugilidae
Product: ceramide-1-phosphate transfer protein-like
Exons: 3
Coding region: 481-1137 (218 amino acids)
Biological process (GO): ceramide transport; intermembrane lipid transfer
Cellular component (GO): cytosol; cytoplasm; membrane
Molecular function (GO): ceramide 1-phosphate transfer activity; ceramide 1-phosphate binding
Source: RefSeq, a predicted model, not a curated record